Microthlaspi erraticum is the source of this 1035-nucleotide messenger RNA. The record is from the annotation of a GenBank genome assembly. NCBI's taxonomy places the organism in Eukaryota, Viridiplantae, Streptophyta, Magnoliopsida, Brassicales, Brassicaceae.
AUGGCGAAAGUUAGAAGGGCUAGGCGCAGAGUUUCUGCCCGACGGAUCAGAGCAAGGCCAUACAAAUUCACAUCUUCGAAGAAGAGGAGCGUGCUUGCAGCAAACAAGUGUCCAAGGGUGAUGGAGAAGAACGAGUGGGAGGAUGCUGUAUGUUCCGUUUGUAUGGAGUGUCCUCACAAUGCUGUGCUUCUCCUCUGUUCAUCUCACGACAAGGGUUGUCGUCCUUACAUGUGUGCAACCAGCUUCCGGUAUUCCAACUGCUUAGAUCAGUACAAGAAGGCGUCGGCUAAGCUACUGCCAUCGCAUCAGCAACCGAUUGAUAGUAAGUCUGAGCUUGCCAAUCUAAAAUGCCCACUGUGUAGAGGCCAGGUCAAAGGUUGGACGAUUGUGCAGCCUGCAAGAGACGAUCUGAAUCUGAAGAAGAGGAGCUGUAUGCAGGAGAGUUGCACAUUUGGUGGAAGCUUUAAGGAGCUGAGGAAACACAUGAAAUCGGACCAUCCUUGUGCUCAGCCGCGUGAAGUGGACCCUGAUGUGGAGCAGAAAUGGAGAAGCUUCGAGGUUGAGCAGGAACGUAACGAUGUGAUCAGCACAAUCAGGUCGACGAUGCCUGGUGCCACGGUUUUCGGGGAUUACGUGAUUGAGAGAGGUGCAUACGGUUCAGAUUCAGACGAGGAUGAUAAUGAUGAUGAUGAGCAGAGUGAGGAGGUAGGGAGGAUUACUGCUGGAAUAGGUAGAAACCUAGUGAAUGUGUUCCUUCUGUUGCAGUCUUUUGGAGCAUCAGGAGACAACAACAACGCAAGGCGCUCUGAUUCGACUGGUCUUGCAUCUGACACAUCACACGAUCUAGGAACGGAUGCAAAUGGCUUAACGAUCGACGAGAGUGAUGUGGAAUCCUCUGGACCUGAGGAGGAUGGGGCAGUGUCGUUGGCAAACCGGAUCAGGAGCCAAAGAAGGAUUCUCUUGGGGAGAUCAGUUAGUAGGAGACGUAGAGAUGUAGAUAGAGAAGCUAACCAGAACUCAGACCAUCCUAGAUGA